Messenger RNA from Lates calcarifer (barramundi perch), 3155 nucleotides. It is a transcript of the gene sart1, whose product is annotated as spliceosome associated factor 1, recruiter of U4/U6.U5 tri-snRNP. Gene Ontology annotation, cellular component: U4/U6 x U5 tri-snRNP complex. Gene Ontology annotation, biological process: mRNA cis splicing, via spliceosome; maturation of 5S rRNA. The record is from RefSeq and is a predicted model, not a curated record. NCBI's taxonomy places the organism in Eukaryota, Metazoa, Chordata, Actinopteri, Centropomidae.
UAGGAAGGAAAUACUAAUAUUGAGAAUCGUUGUGUCUUCGUUCAAGUACGUAACUUGUGUACCUUAACGUGGAGUAUGGAUGUUUAAACUGAGGUGAAGAAAACGAACAGCUAAGAUUUUUUUACGCACCCUGACUUGGGUUCGAUUAAUAACGGCUUUCUAGUACACGUUUUCAUUUUUAGCUCCGCGCUGAAUGAGUUGUGUCGUCGGUUAGCUGCGUAGCCUUUAAAGCUAGUUAGCGAAGGAAAGCUAACUACAUUUUCUCUCAAUCUGUCUAAUCAAAGAGAGACUGUCUACUCAGGUAUAUUUUGAGUUGGUAUUACUGUAACCAGCCGAAGAGAAAAUGGGGUCGUCAAAGAAACACAAGGAAAAGAGCCGCGACAAGGACACAGAAGAGCGCCGUCGUGAACACAAGAAACAUCGCCACAAGGACCGAGACAAUUCAGAUCGUGAUGGGACUCGGGAUAAAGAGAAACGAAAACGCUCCAGGUCCAGGGAUAGAAGCGGACGGGAGAGCCGCAGCAAAGGUGAAAAGAGCAGCGGUGAGCCACGAGUGAAAAAGGAGAAAGUUGAUCUUGGCUAUGAGGAGGGCAAUACAGAAGUGGAGCCCCAGUCUGCUAGCGGAGAUGCAUCUCUCAGCAUUGAAGAAACAAACAAACUCAGGGCAAAGCUGGGUCUGAAGCCUCUGGAGUUAAAUGAGAACAAGAAGGAACUCGGGACCAAAGAGGAGCCAUUGGUGGCUGCAACCAUCAACCCUGUUCUUAUCCACCAGCAGAAGGAGAUGAGAGAGAAGCUUGCUGCAAUGAAAGAAAAGCGCAUCCAGAAUCAAAAGUUGGGAAAAGUAAAGACCCUAGCUGAGGAUGACUGGCUAGAUGACACAGCUGCUUGGGUUGAGAGAAGCAGAAAGUUGGCUAAAGAAAAGGAAAUGGCAGAGAAAAGAGCCAAACUUCUGGAGGAGAUGGAUGAGGAGUUUGGUGUGAGCAGUCUUGUAGAGGAAGAGUUUGCUCAAAGCAAAAAUGAGGCCUACACAUCUCAAGAUCUAAAGGGACUCAAAGUGCAGCACAAGGUUGAAUCCUUCACCGAGGGUCAAACUGUCAUCCUGACCCUACAGGACAAAGGUGUACUUGAGGAGGAAGAAGAUGUGCUUGUUAAUGUGGGGCUGGUGGAUAAAGAGAAGGCAGAAAAGAAUGUGGAGCUGAAAAAGAAAAAGCCUGAUUACAAGCCCUAUGAAGAGGAGGAGAGUGUGGAUGACAUGGUUACGUUUAAGUCCCACUCCGUACUUUCAAAGUAUGAUGAAGAAAUCGAGGGCGAAAAGAAAAAGAGUUUCCGGUUGAGUACUGGGGGCUUUGCUGACGGGGAGCGAGAGCGGGAGCUCCAGGCCAUGAGAGAGGCUCUACGAAAUCAGGCCCAGUCCUUGGAAAUGCCUGCUCUCACUAUUGCCUCAGAGUAUUACACACCUCAGGAAAUGGUGGGCUUUAAAAAGACAAAACGCCGUGUGAAGAAGAUCAGGAAGAAGGAGAAGCAGACGGUUGCAGAUGAAUCUCUCCUCGAUGACACUCGCAGCUCUGAUUUUGGCUCGCGGACACGCGGUCGGGGCCGCAGACAGAUGGAUGAGGACGGUGAGGAAGUGAAAAAGGAGGAGAGCAGGCUGCCAGACAAUAUCCCCCAGAUGUCUGAUGAUAUCAGGAUGGCAGAAAUGGACAUUAGUGAUGAGGAAGACUUCACCCUUCCUGAGCCAGCUGUCAUUGAAGAAGACGAGGCAGAGCAGGAGCUGCAGAAACAGCUGGAGAAGCAGAGAAAGCUGAAACAAAAACAGCUUCUUAAAGACUCUGGGGAGAAAGUGGCAGAGAAGAUUAAAGUGCUUGAUAAGGGUGAGAAUGACAAUGACCCAGAAAAGAGGAACAACAUUGUUUUCAACGCCACCUCAGAGUUUUGCAGAACUCUGGGAGAUAUUCCAACUUAUGGACUGUCAGGUAACAGAGAGGACCAAGAAGACAUAAUGGACUUUGAACAGGAGGAGGAGAAAGAUGAUGCUGGAGAUUCUGACUCAGAAAUGGAUGAGAACGUUGGAUGGAGCACAGUGAACUUGGAUGAAGAGCAAAAACAACCUGACUUCUCCACAGCUUCAGCUACCAUUUUGGAUGAAGAGCCCAUCGUCAACUCUGGCCUUGCUGCUGCCUUGCUGUUGUGCAAAAACAAAGGUCUAUUGGACACUCAGAUGCAGAAGGUAGCCCGUGUUAAAGCACCAAAGGGCGCCCUGCCCAAUGACAACUACUGCAUUGAGGACAAGAUGGGCUUUGAUGACAAGUACAGUCGCAGAGAAGAAUACAGAGGCUUCACACAAGAUUUCAAGGAGAAGGAUGGGUACAAGCCUGACGUCAAGAUUGAGUAUGUGGAUGAGUCUGGGCGGAAACUCACUCCAAAAGAAGCUUUCAGGCAGCUCUCACACAGAUUCCAUGGGAAAGGGUCUGGAAAGAUGAAGACCGAGAGGAGGAUGAAAAAGCUGGAGGAAGAAGCACUGCUGAAGAAGAUGAGCAGUAGUGAUACUCCUCUGGGGACUGUGGCUUUGCUUCAAGAGAAGCAGAAAUCUCAGAAAACACCAUAUAUUGUGCUUAGUGGGAGUGGGAAAAGUAUGAAUGCAAACACCAUCACUAAAUAAGUGAAGGGGAAGAGUGAAUUAUCUUUGAUAUAAACAUGCAUACACAUUUACACGCAGGAUGUUUUAAGUAAACUGCUACAAUUUCAUGCUAUAGUUCGUAUAAGCAUCAUUGUUGUAGUAAAGAUUUGUUGAAUAAAAGGAAUACACAUGAGAUAAAUGUUUUUUUUUCUUUUCUUUUCUGUUUUAACUUUUCAAGAUGAAGAGUAAUUCAGAAGGUAACUAUCAUCAUGAUGAGGAUACUGUUUUAAUGAGAACCCUGAUUUGUCAAUUUUAAUGCCUCUGUUUAGCUUCAUAACAGCUGUUGUGGCUCACAGCUAGAAACAGUUGAAAUGUUAAUGAACGGGGGACUUACAUGCUUGAGUUGCUAUGCUAUGUUGCAAAAGUGGAUUUAAAAAAAUGCAUUCAGCUUUGUUCAUUUUUUGUGGUUUACAACAUAACUAAAAUGACAGUAAGUAAUGCAAAAAUAAAAACACUGAAAAUGCUUUGUAAAACUGCA